Messenger RNA from Apaloderma vittatum (bar-tailed trogon), 1064 nucleotides. It is a transcript of the gene ATP6V1H, whose product is annotated as ATPase, H+ transporting, lysosomal 50/57kDa, V1 subunit H. The annotation marks the transcript as partial. Lineage: Eukaryota; Metazoa; Chordata; Aves; Trogoniformes; Trogonidae. The transcript has 9 exons. The record is from RefSeq and is a predicted model, not a curated record. Gene Ontology annotation, molecular function: proton-transporting ATPase activity, rotational mechanism. Gene Ontology annotation, biological process: proton transmembrane transport. Gene Ontology annotation, cellular component: vacuolar proton-transporting V-type ATPase, V1 domain; lysosomal membrane.
GGUACGUUUUAAUUACCAGACAAGAUGGAUAUCCGAGGUGCUGUAGAUGCUGCUGUCCCAACAAACAUCAUUGCUGCCAAAGCUGCUGAAGUUCGGGCAAACAAAGUAAACUGGCAGUCAUAUCUCCAAGGGCAGAUGAUUUCAGGUGAAGAUUGUGAAUUUAUUCAAAGAUUUGAACAGAAGAGAAAUCCAGAAGAAAAACAGGAGUUGUUGCAGACAGAAGGCAAUCAAUGUGCUAAAACAUUUAUAAACUUGAUGACUCAUAUCUCCAAGGAACAGACGGUUCAGUACAUUCUGACUAUGGUUGAUGAUAUGCUGCAAGAAAAUCAUCAGCGUGUUUGUAUCUUCUUUGAUUACGCAAAACGUGGUAAAAACACUGCAUGGUCCUAUUUUCUGCCGAUGUUGAAUCGACAAGAUCUUUUCACUGUGCAUAUGGCAGCAAGAAUUAUUGCCAAACUGGCUGCCUGGGGGAGAGAACUUAUGGAAGGCAGUGACUUGAAUUACUAUUUCAACUGGAUUAAAACUCAGCUGAGUUCACAGAAACUACGUGGUACGGGCAGUUCUGUGGAUGCAGGAGCAGUCUCCACAAGUGAUAGUUCCCAGUACGUACAAUGUGUUGCUGGGUGUCUGCAGCUGAUGCUUCGGGUCAAUGAAUAUCGUUUCGCCUGGGUAGAAGCAGAUGGAGUAAAUUGUAUCAUGGGGGUUUUGAGCAACAAAUGUGGCUUCCAGCUCCAGUAUCAGAUGAUUUUCUGUGUGUGGCUGCUGGCCUUUAGCCCUCAAAUGUGUGAAUAUCUCCGUCGGUACAAUAUUGUUCCGGUGCUCUCAGAUAUCCUUCAGGAAUCUGUAAAAGAGAAAGUAACUAGAAUCAUCCUUGCAGCAUUUCGGAAUUUGUUAGAGAAAUCUACUGAGAGAGAAACUCGCCAGGAAUAUGCUCUUGCCAUGAUUCAGUGUAAAGUUCUAAAGCAACUAGAGAACUUGGAUCAGCAGAAAUAUGAUGAUGAAGACAUAAGUGAAGAUAUCAAAUUUCUCCUGGACAAGCUUGGUGAGAGCGUGCAGGACCUUAG